AUCAGUUUUGUAAAUUGUUUCAAAGCAAGAUGAAUAUAAUUUUUUUUGUUUUACUAGUGGCUUUUUUGAGCCAAAGAAGCUAUGUAAAGGGGGCUGAAUGCGAUUCCAAAGCGGAAAUUGUAUGUUAUUUUGGAAGCUGGGCAAUUUACAGGACAUAUGAGGGCCGCUUUACAACCGAACAAAUCGAUCCCAAAUUAUGCACCAACAUCAUUUACAGUUUUGCCGGUUUAAAUAUGGACUUGCUAAUUGAUUCGCUGGACUAUAAUGCCGAUAUAACUUUGGGUGGAUUCGCAAAUGUUUCGGCAUUUAAACAAGAAAAUCCUUGCGUCAAAACAACUAUUGCUAUUGGUGGUUGGAAUGAAGGGUCACUUAAAUAUUCAAUUAUGGCUUCAACAGAAGACCUAAGACAAAAGUUCGCAGAUAGCGUCAUAAAAUUCAUAGUUCACUACGGUUUUGAUGGUGUGGAUUUGGAUUGGGAAUACCCUACAGCCAGAGGUGGAAUACCAGCAGAUAAAUCCAGUUUUGUAGCCUUAUUGAAAACGCUCAAAGCCAGACUAUCGCCUUGGGGUUUUCGAUUGACCAUCGCCGUUGGUAUCGACGAUAGUUAUUACGAUAUCGAAAAUAUUGCUGACUAUGUGGAUUAUGUACAUUUAAUGGCCUACGAUCUGAUCACUGCAAAUUCCAACGUUACAGGACUCUUGGCACCAUUAUCCAUAAUAAAAGAAAAAAUCAACAUUUGGUUAACCAAAGGCCUACCUAAAUCCAAACUAAUCCUAGGCGUUCCAACUUAUGCUCGUUGUUUCAACUUGGAAGACUCCAAAAAUCAUGCUAUCGGUGCCCCUGUAACUACAACAACUUGUGGUGGAGCUUGGACAGACGAAGACGGAUUUUUAGCUUAUUAUGAGGUAGCAGAAAUGGUAAAUAAUCGCUGUCAAGGCACAGAAAUAUCAGAUGAUAACGUUUACUCUUGGUGCGGCGACAUUUGGAUGAGUUACGACAAUGUCCAAACCGUCCAAACUAAAACCCAAUAUGUCUUAGAUCAGGGACUUGGUGGUGUUAUGAUUUGGUCAUUAGACACAGAUGAUUUUAAUGGAAUGUAUGGAGACAAAUAUGCUUUGUUAUCGUCUAUUUACAAGACAAUUAAUGCUUAAUUAUUAAAUUGGCCAUAAAGUUAAAUC
Ceutorhynchus assimilis (cabbage seed weevil) is the source of this 1178-nucleotide messenger RNA. NCBI's taxonomy places the organism in Eukaryota, Metazoa, Arthropoda, Insecta, Coleoptera, Curculionidae. The record is from the annotation of a GenBank genome assembly.